CAUGGCUUCGACAGAACCAUAAGAUUGUAAUCUUAACGCAAGCAAUAAGUGCUCUCAUCGGUUGGCCGUUCACCGCAUUACUCGGUCUUCCGAUUGCUAUCGAAAUGCUAAUCAAUAAAAAGAAACGAAUCUUUUUCGCCAAAUGGUCGGCAAUAAUCGGUGUCUCAGUUUUGUUGCCAUUAGUUCUGAUCGAUACGUAUUAUUACGGAAAGCUGGUGUUGGCUCCGGUCAAUAUAGUGCUGUAUAACGUGUUCAGUUCCCACGGUCCAGACCUCUAUGGCACAGAACCCUGGUUCUUCUACUUCACCAAUUGCUUUCUUAACUUCAAUCUCGUGUUUGUCGUGUCUUUAGCAGCCCUUCCCGUUAUGUUGUUUUGCAAACUCUUUGUGAAAUCUAAGCGAAAUAUCGUCAACUCUAGUCAUAUAAUAUGUUUGUCUUCACUACUCCUCUGGUUUGCCGUAUUCUUCAGUCAAUCCCAUAAAGAGGAGCGGUUUAUAUACCCGGCGUAUCCACUCAUCUGUCUGUCGGCCGCCUUUGCUAUAGAGAUGGUCCAGAAGGCACUGACGGCUAUUAUUCCCCGUUUGACUUACUUUUACUCAUCAUUAGUCUUA
This is a messenger RNA of Oppiella nova, 611 nucleotides long. NCBI's taxonomy places the organism in Eukaryota, Metazoa, Arthropoda, Arachnida, Sarcoptiformes, Oppiidae. The record is from the annotation of a GenBank genome assembly.